This is a messenger RNA of Monopterus albus (swamp eel), 930 nucleotides long. Its product is annotated as olfactory receptor 11A1-like. Lineage: Eukaryota; Metazoa; Chordata; Actinopteri; Synbranchiformes; Synbranchidae. Gene Ontology annotation, biological process: detection of chemical stimulus involved in sensory perception of smell; G protein-coupled receptor signaling pathway. Gene Ontology annotation, molecular function: odorant binding; olfactory receptor activity; G protein-coupled receptor activity. The record is from RefSeq and is a predicted model, not a curated record. Gene Ontology annotation, cellular component: membrane.
AUGGAGGAUAAAUUGAAUGUAACAUACAUAACUCUUGGUGGGCAUGUAGAAUUGCAGAAAUACCAAUAUCUUUACUUUGUGGUCAUGUUUACAUUAUAUAUUCUCAUAAUCUGCUGUAAUUCCACAAUUGUGUGCCUCAUAGUGAUUCACAAGAACCUCCAUGAGCCUAUGUACAUUUUUAUAGCAGCUUUGUUGAUCAACUCUAUUCUUUACACCACAACGAUCUUCCCAAAGCUUUUGACUGACUUCUUAUCUGAAACACAAGUAAUUACUUAUCAGGCCUGUCUCCUCUUUCAGGUUUUUGCAUAUUACACACUGGCUUUUUCAGAGUUCUUACUGUUGGCAGCCAUGGCCUAUGACAGAUAUUUGUCUAUAUGUAAACCUCUGCAGUAUCCAACUAUCAUGACAAAAAAAACUGUCAGUGUCCUUCUCAUUUUAGCUUGGCUUGUGUCUGCUUGUGAGCUUGCAUUAGCAAUCACACUGAAUGCUAAUAUAAAACUCUGUAACCUUACUUUGAAAGGUAUUUUUUGUAACAACUCAGUUUACAAAAUUCAGUGUGUGAGUUCAGUAGCUCUUUCUAUCUAUGGUGUCUUCAUAUUGUUAAAUCUUGCAUUGCUCCCUAUGCUUUUUAUUCUUUUCACAUACACUAGGAUACUAAUUAUAUGCUACCGAAGUAGUAAAACAGUCAGAAACAAAGCUGCACAGACCUGUUUACCUCACCUACUGGUUUUAAUCAACUUUUCCUGUUUUAUUACCUAUGAUAUUGUUAUAGUUCGACUGGAAUCAGACAUUCCAAAAAUUCCUCGUUUUAUAAUGACUUUACAAAUUAUUUUGUAUCAUCCUCUUUUUAAUCCUAUUAUAUAUGGACUAAAGAUGAAAGAAAUCUCUGAACACCUCAGGAGGUUGUUGUUUCAGGUCAAAUCACACUAA